Messenger RNA from Salvelinus namaycush (lake trout), 1730 nucleotides. RefSeq names its product vacuolar protein sorting-associated protein 4B-like. The transcript is spliced from 3 exons. NCBI's taxonomy places the organism in Eukaryota, Metazoa, Chordata, Actinopteri, Salmoniformes, Salmonidae. The record is from RefSeq and is a predicted model, not a curated record. The coding region runs from base 1022 to 1267 and encodes 81 amino acids.
GGUAAUCCACAGAAAUUGUAUCGGUGUGUGGAUUACCCUAAGAAACUAUCCCCUGCAGAGAGAAAUUACGACGUCGUGAUCGAGAGAUCCCGGCGGUGAAGUUGGCAUUAGAGGAGUGGAGACACUGGCAGGAGGGCGCCAAGGACCCAUUUGUCAUCCUCACCGACCAUUGGAACCUGGAGAACAUACGGACAGCGAGGGAUCUGAAUCCACUUCAAGCAAGGUGGGCCAUGUUCUUUACAAGAUUUGACUUGCCCAGGUUCAAAGAAUACCAUAGCCGGUGCCCUGUCCCAUCUCUACAAUUUGGGAGAGGAUCCUGUCCAGAAUGCACCCACAAUCCCUUCCUCUCGAGUUGUAGCUCCUGUGGUCUGGGAUGUAGAUGUGGACAUCCGCCAGGCUCUGGAGAGUGAGCCCACACCCACUACCUGUCCUCCUGAGCGCAUCUACAUUCCCACAGGGAUAAGGGAUUGGCUGCUGACCUGAGCGCACACAGCUGUCGUCGAUUGACAUCAAGGUAUUUCUCGCACUACCCAAUCCAUCUCCGAGAAGUAUUGGUGGCCUACUUUGGCGCAUGACGUUAGUCGCUACGUCAACUCCUGUCCUGUAUGUGCUCAGACCAAAUCUACCCGGCAUGCUCCAGCAGGGAAACUCCUUCCGGUGCCUCAGCGUCCCUGGUCUCAUCUAUCCAUUGAUUUUGUCACUGAUCUCCCCUCCUCUGACGGUUUCACCACCAUUUUGGUGGUUGUGGAUAGAUUUUCUAAAUCCUGUCGUUUCAUCCCUCUCUCUGGUCUCCCUACUGCUCUCCAGGUCGCUGAGGCACUAUUCCAGCAUUAUGGCCCUAUGGAAGACAUCGUCUCCGACCGUAGCCCCCAAUUCACAUCAUAGGUAUGGAGAGCCUUUAUGGAGAAGCUCAUGGUUGCAGUCAGUCUCACUUCCGGGUAUAGGCCUCAGUCUAACGGGCAGGUGGAGAGGAUGAACCAGGAGCUGGGGAGGUUCCUGAGGAGUCACUGCCAGGACUGGCAUGGUGCGAGGGCCAUCCUGUGCCACCAGUCAAUUGAUGGUGGAUGACCUUCUGACCCCGUGCUCGCCAGGUGACCCGGCUGCCAUAGAAUUGACCUGGAUGGAUGUGCCUAGCGCCAAGCUGCUGGAGCCCAUCAUCUGCAUGUCUGACAUGCUGCGCUCACUAUCCACCACGCAACCCACAGUCAACAUGGAGGUCUUGUUCAAGGUCAGGAAGUUCACAGAGGACUUAGAACAGGAGGGUUGAGAGGUCCUGGUUGGCAGGGGCUUUACUACUCCUUACUCAGUCUCUCCUAUCAAGACCCAACUCCAGUCAAAUAGUAGCUACAGUAUUACAACAGUAUUACAACACCACAAACCUGCAUUGGCAAGAAUGAUGGAGCAUUUUAACUUACACACAAUUGUGCAAUGGACUUUUUUUUCAUAUCCCAACUCCCUCUGAGACACCCACAAGUGCCUUAUUUUCCCACUUUGUCGGCUCCGGUAUUUGAGCCAGCAACCUUUCGGUAACUGGCCCAAUGAUCUAACCUUGAGGCUACGUGCCGCCCCUUAGUGGGUCUGCAGGGUGACUCCCCUAGUGGUUCUGGAACCCAGGUCAGCAGCACUACAUUCUUGUGUGUCUGUAUAGUUGAGGGUAUAUUGGCUUAGUAAUACUCAUUUCAGUUCUGGUCCCAGAGGGGAUCUCAAUACUGUUACACGUAGCCAUGAUA